ACAGUGUGUCCAGAGCUCAACCUGGAAGAGCACAGCCAUGGUGCUCUGCGGUCUGGUGCUGGGAGCCCUGCUGGUGGUCACCGUGGGGUGCCUGUGUCUGCUGGGGCUGCUCCGGCGACGCAGGCCCCAGGAGCCCCCUCUGGAUAAGGGCUCCAUACCCUGGCUGGGCCAUGCCAUGGCUUUCCGGAAGAACAUGCUUGAAUUCCUGAAGCACAUGCGGGCUAAGCAUGGAGAUGUGUUCACAGUGCAGCUAGGGGGCCAGUACUUUACCUUUGUCAUGGACCCCCUCUCCUUUGGCCCCAUCCUCAGGGAUGCACAGAGAAAACUAGACUUCGUGGAGUAUGCAGAAAAACUGGUGCUAAAGGUAUUUGGAUACCAUUCGGUGCAAGGAGACUACCGGAUGAUACACUCUGCCAGCACCAAGUACCUCAUGGGGGAUGGCUUGGAAGAUCUCAACAAAACCAUGCUGGACAGCCUGGCCCUCGUUAUGCUGGGGCCCAUGGGCCAGAGUCUGGGUUCUGGUUGCUGGCGUGAAGAUGGCCUCUUCCACUUCUGCUACAAUGUCUUGUUCAAGGCGGGCUACCUGAGCUUAUUCGGCCAUACAAAGGACCAGGAGCAGGACCUGCGACAGGCAGAGGAGUUAUUUGUCCAGUUCCGCAAGUUUGACAACUUGUUCCCCAGGUUUGUUUAUUCCUUGCUGGGGCCCCGGGAGUGGCUAGAAGUGGGCCGGCUCCAGCGUCUGUUCCACAAGACACUCUCUGUGCAGCACAACUUGGAAAAGAAUGGCAUCAGCAACUGGAUAUCCUACAUGCUUCAGUAUCUGAGGGAGCAGGGAGUAGCCCCAGCCAUGCAAGACAAGUUCAACUUCAUGAUGCUCUGGGCCUCCCAGGGGAACACGGGCCCAACCUCUUUCUGGGCCCUCUUGUUCCUGCUAAAGCACCCAGAAGCCAUGCGGGCUGUGAGGGAGGAGACCACCCAAGUCCUGGGAGAGGCCAGGCUGAAGGCCAGGCAGUCCUUUGACCUUGACAUCAGUGCCCUGCACCGCACUCCAGUGCUGGACAGUGUGAUGGAGGAGACGCUGCGGCUGCAGACUGCACCCACCCUCCUCAGGGUGGUGCACAGUGACCACGUCCUGAAGAUGGCCAAUGGACAGGAGUACCUGCUCCGAAGCGGAGACAUUGUGGCCCUCUUCCCCUAUCUUUCAGUGCACAUGGAUCCUGAAAUCCACCCGGAACCCACUGCCUUCAAGUAUGAUCGCUUCCUCAAUCCCAAUGGUAGCCGAAAAGUGCACUUCUGCAAGGCAGGCCAGAAGAUCCACCACUAUACCAUGCCGUGGGGCUCAGGUGUCUCCAUCUGCCCUGGGAGGUUCUUGGCCAUCAGUGAGGUGAAGCUCUUUGUCCUGCUCAUGGUCACAUACUUUGACCUGGAGCUUGUGGACCCUGACACACCUGUGCCACCCGUGAACCCCCAGCGCUGGGGCUUUGGCACCACCCAGCCCAGCCAUGACGUGCGCUUCCGUUACCGCCUGCGACCUACCCACUGAGCUCUGCCAAGGUGGCCGCGAGCCUGUCCUCAAGACGUCCCUUGGGGGUCUCCACCUCCUCCAGCCCCUCUGAAGGCCCACUCUUGCCUCGGAUUCUGUGGCAUCCCCUACCUCUGUCCUGGUCACCUUCCUUAGCUCUCUGACUUCUCCCAAACUUAGUUUGGGAAAUAACGUGUACCUUGACAAGUCCUGCAGUACAGAAACUGGUUAUCGUGAGUAACGCAGUGUCUUGCAAAAAUUACCCUCCAUCCUCCCACCUCACUUUAUUAUUUUCCUCAGUGCCUAUUCCACAUCCUGUGGAAUUCAGGUUCGUCCAGAGCAAUACAAGGCAAGCCACGUGUGUAAUUUUUCAUUUCCUAGUUGACACAUUUUU
This is a messenger RNA of Callorhinus ursinus (northern fur seal), 1916 nucleotides long. Lineage: Eukaryota; Metazoa; Chordata; Mammalia; Carnivora; Otariidae. The record is from RefSeq and is a predicted model, not a curated record.